Molecule: messenger RNA, 7168 nt
Organism: Acromyrmex echinatior (Panamanian leafcutter ant)
Lineage: Eukaryota; Metazoa; Arthropoda; Insecta; Hymenoptera; Formicidae
Gene: DNApol-epsilon255
Product: DNA polymerase epsilon catalytic subunit 1
Biological process (GO): DNA replication; DNA replication proofreading; nucleotide-excision repair, DNA gap filling
Cellular component (GO): epsilon DNA polymerase complex; nucleus
Molecular function (GO): DNA binding; zinc ion binding; single-stranded DNA 3'-5' DNA exonuclease activity
Source: RefSeq, a predicted model, not a curated record
AGAAACAAUUGUUAAAAGUAUUUUUGUGAUUUGUUGCCUUACUUAUCUUUUUAAUUUCGUAAAUAAACACGCGAAUGCCGUCGUAAUACGAUACACCAAAUUCGUAGACUUUCUACUGCCAGAGUAAACUCUAAUCCGCCAAUCAGAAGACGAGUUCUUGAUAAGGUAGUGCUGUAUAUAGAACUGUAUUGAAAAAGGCGGGCUUCGAUCAGCUGCGACAGCAUGCAACAGGCAGACGUGUGGUGACAGUUCGCGCAUGUUUAUUUGUUGCUUUGAAAAUUUUCUCAAUGCGAUUAUUAAUAUUUAUCUGAUAGACAUCGAAGAAAUAUCAUUUCGUUCAGUAUCUUCGAAAUGGAAACUUUGCAAAAUACCGGUGCUUUCCGUCCACCUAAGGCGGUUAACAAAAGAAAUCCGAAUCAAGAGACUAGUACCUCGGGAGAAAAUGCAUUGGGAAAAUUGCUCGAGAUCAAGGAAGAUAUCAGAAUCGAUACUGUAUACGGAUUUCGUCGAGUCACUGACUCGAGAGAAAGGAUAGGAUUUUUGCUUAAUAUGCACGCGACGGAGAUCGUAGAGGAUGAUAAACAUAUGUUGAGUGGUGUGGAUUAUUACUUCAUCGAGGAAGACUCUACCAGGUUUAAAGUGUCAUUGCCAUUUUCACCAUAUUUUUACAUUUUAUGUCGUAAAGAUACAUUUGAAGAAGUGUCGACAUUUUUAUUUAAGAAGUACACAGGAAUUUUGACGAAAAUUGAAACUAUUUAUAAAGAAGAUCUUGAUUUGCCUAAUCACUUGAUUGGUUUGAAACAAAAAUACUUGAAGCUUUCCUUCGCGAAUAUUAUUGAUUUAACGAAAGUUAAACGCGACAUUAUGCGCUUUGUUAGAGUUAACAAAGAGCGAGAGAAAAGUAAUACUUACUACACAGACAUGCUAGCGACUACUUUACAACCAAACGAACAACAGGACAGUGGUAAACAAAUUUUAGAUCACAUGGAUAAUAUUCUUGAUAUUAGGGAACAUGAUGUACCUCAUCAUGUCCGAGUAUCUAUAGAUGCUAAUAUCUUCUGUGGAAUUUGGUACUCUGUAAAGAGCAGAGGAAGUGAACCACCUAUAAUCAUGCGAAAGGAGGACAUGAUUGAACCACCUGAACCUAUUGUAUUAGCAUACGAUAUUGAAACUACAAAGCUGCCAUUGAAGUUUCCAGAUGCCAGUAUCGAUCAGAUUAUGAUGAUAUCAUAUAUGAUAGAUGGGCAGGGAUACUUAAUAACGAAUAGAGAACUAAUCUCUGCAGACAUACAAGAUUUUGAAUAUACACCAAAACCGGAAUUUGAAGGUCCCUUUACAAUAUUCAAUGAGCCUAAUGAGAAAGCAGCUAUAACAAAAUUUUUUGAUCAUAUUAAUGAAAUAAGACCGCAUAUAUUUGUAACAUACAAUGGUGAUUUUUUCGACUGGCCAUUUGUUGAAGCUCGAGCUGCUGUGCAUAAUAUGGAUAUGAAAGAGAAAAUUGGCUUUUAUAAAAAUCGCGAAGGUGUUUACGUUAGUAGAGCUGCUAUGCACAUGGAUUGUUUAUGUUGGGUGAGACGUGAUUCUUAUCUCCCAGUGGGUUCUCAAAAUUUAAAAGCUGUCGCUAAAGCUAAGUUGAGAUAUGAUCCAGUGGAACUUGAUCCAGAAGAUAUGUGCAGAUUAGCAUCGGAAGAACCUGAAAUACUCGCAAACUAUUCUGUUUCUGAUGCUGUGGCGACAUUUUAUCUCUAUCAAAAAUAUAUUCAUCCCUUCAUAUUUGCGUUAUGCACUAUUAUUCCCAUGGAACCUGAUGAAGUGCUCAGAAAAGGAUCUGGUACACUUUGUGAAUCACUUCUUAUGGUACAAGCUUUUCAAGCUAAUAUUAUAUUUCCUAAUAAACAAGAAACUGAAUUAAAUAAAUUGACAAAAGAUGGCCAUUUACUGGACCAAGAAACCUAUGUAGGUGGACACGUAGAAGCCUUGGAAUCUGGUGUUUUUAGAGCCGACAUUCCUUGCCGUUUUAAAAUUGUACCUAGCGCUGUAGACGAGUUAAUUGGUGGUGUAGAAAAAGCCUUAAAACACACAAUACAAGAAGAAGAAAAAGUACCAAUCGACAUGGUUACGAAUUUUAAUGAAAUAGUAAAUGAAAUUAAGGGAAAAUUGAAAGAACUUAAAGAUCAACCUUUAAGAUUAGAAAAUCCUGUAAUUUAUCACUUAGACGUAGGCGCUAUGUAUCCCAAUAUAAUUUUAACUAACAGAUUGCAACCUUCCGCGAUAGUAAAUGAAACGGAUUGUGCAGUGUGUGAUUAUAACAAACCUAACGCUCUUUGCCAAAGAAAGAUGAAAUGGAUGUGGCGAGGCGAAUAUUUGGCUGCAAGUUUGGGGGAAUAUCAAAGAGUAAAACAGCAAUUAGAAACUGAAAGAUUUCCACCGCAAUUUCCUGGUGGACCUAAGAGAGCUUUCCACGAAUUGACCACAAAAGACCAAGCUACAUAUCAAAAAAACAGACUUACUGACUAUUGUAAAAAGGCGUAUAAAAAGGCGAAAAUUACUAAAAUGGAAGAAAGAACGCAAAUGAUUUGUCAGAAGGAGAAUUCGUUUUAUGUUGACACUGUGAGAGCAUUUAGAGAUAGAAGAUAUGAAUAUAAAGCAUUAACUAAAGUUGCUAAACGGCAAGUAGCAGCAGCAAUUGCAAAAGGAGAUGCGGCUGAUAUAAAGUCUGCCAAGAAUAGAGAAGUUUUGUACGAUUCUCUUCAGCUUGCUCAUAAAUGUAUUCUCAAUUCUUUCUAUGGUUACGUUAUGAGAAGAGGAGCACGAUGGCAUAGCAUGGAAAUGGGUGGCAUCGUAUGUUACACAGGAGCCCAUAUUAUCAUGAAAGCUAGAGAAAUUAUAGAACAGAUUGGUCGACCAUUGGAAUUAGAUACUGAUGGUAUAUGGUGCAUAUUACCUGCGUCUUUUCCGGAUUCUAUCAUAGUUCAUACUACUUAUGAAAAGAAAUCGAAAUUUACGGUCUCGUAUCCGAAUGCGGUCCUUAAUUUUAUGGUGAAAGAUCAAUUUACUAAUGAAGUAUAUCAUGAACUUGUGAAUAAAGAUAAUUUAACGUACGAAAUCAAAAGUGAAAAUUCUAUAUUUUUUGAAGUUGAUGGACCGUAUUUAGCAAUGGUGUUACCCGCUGCAAAAGAAGAAGGAAAGAAAUUAAAGAAACGAUACGCAGUUUUUAAUUUCGACGGUUCGCUAGCCGAACUAAAAGGAUUUGAAGUAAAAAGAAGAGGUGAAUUGCAACUGAUAAAAAUUUUUCAAGCUUCUGUUUUUGAAUCCUUCUUAAAAGGAAACACAUUGGAAGAAUGUUACGCUUCAGUCGCGAAGGACGCAGAUUAUUGGCUGGAUUUAUUGUACAGUAAAUGUGCAAAUAUGCCUGAUUCCGAAUUGUUCGAACUUAUAUCUGAAAACAAAUCCAUGUCGCGUAAAUUGGAAGAAUAUGGUGCACAGAAGUCCACGUCGAUUUCUACGGCUAAAAGAUUAGCCGAAUUCUUAGGCGAUGAGAUGGUUAAAGAUGCAGGUUUAGCUUGUAGAUAUGUUAUAGCAAAUAAACCGCAAAGCGCACCAGUUACUGAGCGCGCGAUACCAUUGGCUAUUUUUCAAUCAGAACCGGCUGUGCGAAGACAUUACUUGAAAAAAUGGUUGAAGGAUCCUACUUUGUACAGUGAGGAUAUAAGAGAUAUUUUAGAUUGGAACUAUUACAUUGAACGACUCGGGAGCGCUAUUCAAAAAAUAAUCACUAUACCAGCGGCGAUGCAAGGCUUAUCGAAUCCAGUUCCACGAGUGCAGCAUCCACCAUGGUUACAUAAGAAAGUGAUGGAGAAAAGUUCAUCCCAUCGUCAGAAAAAGAUCACAGAUAUAUUUUCUGUAGUAGAUAAAGACAUUUCUCAUGCGAACAGCGCCGAAGAGCCUUGUGAUAUUGAAGACCUCGCAGGACCGUCCACUAGUUUCACGACUCCAAUGUCGAUUGUUAACAAGAGAAAAAGACAGCAUUCAGAUGAAGAUGAGACAAUUAGAGCGAAAAGUUGGAAAGAAGCUCUGGGUUCACCUCCUCCCAUGGGAAAAACGAAAGAAGAGAGGCUUAAAUGGUUGGAGUUUCAUAAGAAAAAGUGGGCUUUCCAGGCUAAACAAAGAAAUCAGCAUCAGAAAAAGAGAAGUAAAACUGACGAAAUCGACGGAAUUGGCUGGGGAGUUAUACGAAAUACAAAUACAUCUACCAUGACUGGCUUUUUAAGACGCGCUCAAAGAAAAUUGUUGGAAACUCCGUGGGAAAUCAUUCAGCUAUCGGAAACCAGUGAACCCGGCAUGUUUCGAUUGUGGAUACUGGUUGACACACAGCUGCAUCAAGUACGUCUCGUAGUACCCCGCAUAUUUUACGUAAACACCCGCAAAGCAAGACCCGAUCCAGGACCUAACGAGCUCUGGAAAAAAAGUUUCAGAUCUUUACCACGCUCUCGCCCGAUAUACAACUUGUAUCAAUAUUCUCUACCAGAAUCUUUAUUUCAAGAGCAUAGUCGAGAGCUCCUGGAAGACUUAAAUAAACCAGAAAUUGAAGGGAUUUACGAGACGCAAAUGUCAUUGGAAUUUCGGGCCAUAUUGCAGUUGGGAUGCGUAUGCAUAGUCGAUCCGCGUGUUAUGCGUAAAGUGGCAGAUGGUGCCGAUACCUUUACUCUGGAUCAAUUGGAGUACAAAAGUAUCGCUUUUCAUCCUUAUCUCAAGCGAACUGAAUCGAUCAACUACAUAUUUCUCUAUCAUCAUUGGAGUUCAAACCGUCAAAGAGCAUUAUGGGGCUUAUUCUUAAGCGCCAGCAGGAGGGCUCACAUAUUCGUCUUAGAUUCAGUCGUUUCUAAUCAACUACCGAACAUGAAUACAUUAUACACGAACGAACGUAAAGCAAUAUUGGAAACAAAUGGCGAAGACAGUAUAAGCGAAUUGCCUGAAAUUAUGCAGUUUAUGAUACAAACUGAAACAAACUUUCAACAUGUGUGUCGUACGUUGCAAACAGCCUUAACGACAUAUAAGAAUGAAAAGCACGGUGCUACAAUUAUUAUUAAUCAAACUGCUCUCGACAAGACUGUGUUAACUACCGAAAUGCCACUUCUCAAUGAUUUCCCUCUUAUCAGCACGCACGUGCGAGACGUUGAGAAUCUGUACAGCACAUUAGAAUGGCAGAAGAUCGGCGCGAAAAUGAUGAUCAGUCACUACCUGAAGAGUCAACAGAUUGUCGAAUUAAUCGCAGAACAAUGCCGAUAUUUCCACGCACCCAUUGGCAACAUACCCGCGGAUACUUCACUCUUUGGCGCCGAUUUAUUCUACGCUAGAAAUUUGUACAGGAAUAAUUUUGUCCUAUGGUGCUCGCCCACGGAGAAACCCGAUUUAGGUGGCAGCGAGAAUGACGAUAACAGGCUACUGACAGACUUUGAGGAAAGUUCGAGCUGCGCUGCGAACAAUCCAGGCACAUAUUCCAGUGUUUGCGUUCAAUUGGAAGUAGAUUAUUUAGCAGUCAGUGCACUGUUGCAAUACAAUCAUAUUCACGAUAUAGAUGGAACUAGUACAUUUGUAGCGUUUCACAAUCAACAGCGUCCAUCCAUCCAGGACAUGGCAAUGGGUAGUGAUGCUGCAACAGUUAUUCCCAGCUACGACGAAAUCACUUUAUGCAAUCCAUCAUUUAAAAUAUUGCGAAACAUGGUAAACACAUGGUUGCUGGAUGUAUCUUUAUAUAAAAAUACAUUCGCGGAUUAUCAAUUGAUCCAUUUCUAUCGAUGGCUGAGGUCUUCAAACGCUUUGCUUUAUGAUCCUGCUCUCCGCCGUACUUUACAUACUUAUAUGAAAAAAUUAUAUAUACAGUUAAUAGCACAAUUCAAAACGUUAGGUUGUAUUAUAGUUUUUGCAAACUUUAAUAAGAUUAUUGUAUGCACAAAGAAAAGAUCUGUGAGCGAUGCUUUAGGCUAUAUAGAGUUUGUUGUUCAAACUAUACAAAACAAAGAACUGUUUCACAGUAUUGAUAUUUCUUGUGAACAAUGUUGGGAAUACCUAGUAUGGCUUGACUUGCACAAUCAUGCUGGUAUUAAAGGACAGUCACCUAAAGAUGAUACGGGAGAUGAGAACACUGAAAAUGAUGACGAUGACACGCUUCUAAUCAUGAAUUGGAGUUUGAUGGAAUGCCUGCCUACAGAAGCAGGAUGUCAAGCAAGUUUUAAUGCUGUAGUAGCAGGAUAUAUACGUGCAGUAUAUCAGUGUAUGAUUGAGAAUGAAACUAAUAACACUAUAAGGCCAAGAAGAAGACAAAGCCAAAGCCAAUCGUUUAUAGCACCACUUGGUUUAGGUGCAUUGGAAAAUACAGCCGAGUUUGCAAAAAAAUUGAUAUCAGGAGAAAUAUCUCAAAGAUUAUUCAAAAUAGCUCAAAAGAUACAUCGGAACUUGACAGAAAAAACAUUAACUCUCGAGGAAUAUCCUAAUUUGAAUAUGAAUGGAAAAGAAAGUAUAAAAAUCAACCCUGCACUUGAAUUAAUCAAAGCAGUAUGCAAGGUUUUAUCUCUGGAUAAAGAGAUGGAGCAUGAAGUUUAUAACUUAAAAACAAAUCUUUUACGAUUAAUUGGAGUCGGUAGUUAUAGCGAUAAUGUUGAAUGGAAGGAACCGUGUAUUUCUCUUGUUUUACCACAAGUUAUAUGCAAAGUAUGCAAUCGCACGAGAGAUAUUGAUCUUUGUAAAGAUGAAUAUUUUACCAAUGAAAAUAACAAAUUCAUGUGGAAAUGUCCUAACUGUGAUGCAUCUUACGACAAUACAGAAAUAGAAUUUUCACUAAUUGACAAAUUGAAUCGUAAAAGUAUGGCUUACGUAUUACAAGAUCUACAAUGCCGAAAGUGUAAGGAAAUCAAACGAGACAACAUGAAUUUGUUAUGUUCUUGCUCAGGCGAAUAUGAUAAUUUAAUUUCACGAGAUGAAGUCACAAGCUAUGUAAAUAUAUGUAAAUCUAUAGCCACGAAAUGUAAAAUGAAUAUUUUAGCAGAGAUAGUAGAUAACACGAAACUUUUUACGAGUUAGUAACUAAAUCAAAGUUUUCUCCCUUUAUGAUAAUUUAUCACUAAAUUUAUUAAUUUGUUUUGUUUUUGACUGUUUAGGUUAAAAAAAA